ACGUCGUCGUUGUGGGGGGAUGGUUGGUUAUCAUUAAUACGAUGCGAUGCGAUGGCGAGCCGUGCAUCUUAGCUUUAAAGUAUAGCUCCUAUUUGAAACGCGCUUUAGUCACAUUUCGAAUUUCGCCAGCAACAGUACCGAAGCAGUCCAGAGCGAAGCGCGAAAGAUUGAAUAGUUGAACGCUUGAAGAUUACACGGAGUCUCUGUCUGUCCGCUGUCCCGUGAGUCAGGUGUCAGAGUGUGUCAGAAGUGUGAGUGUGUGGCGAAGUGUGUUUGUGAAGCAAAGAGAUGUCCCAGACCCUGGACGAUCUGCUGUUGCGGCAGGAGCACGCCCGGCAAUUGCGUCAGGUGAAUCGCUCCAAGUUUCGUCGCAUCAAUUCCCUGGACCUCAUACCGGAGCAUCCCAGCCAAGACGAGUCGGAGGAUGAGGAUGGUGCCGCUGCCGCUGCCGCUGCCGCUGCACCCCACAAGCAUUUUGUGGCCCUGCGGCGCCAGCGCACCGCCGAUGGUAGUCUGCUGCGCAGCCACUCCCAAUCCCAAUUCCAACAAUCCCAGGAGCGUCCACUAGGCACUCGCAUGCUGCUCUUUGGGCCCCAGCUGCUGAUGCGAGUCCUGCUGACGCUGCUCCGCUACAUCCUCUACAUCCCACUGUCCAUAGCGGCGCCCAGUUUCUGGCUAUCGGCUCUGCUUUGGAUCUUCUGGAAACUCCUGAGAGUGCCCAUUGCCAUGGUCAAGUGGCUGCUCAGCGGCGACGAGGAUGUGGCCACGCCGCAGCGACAGCGAACGAUACUCCUGAGCUGUGGCAGCACCAUUCAGACCCUGCAUUUGGCCCGAAACUUCUACGGAUCUGGUGCCCGCGUUGUGGUCUUUGAGUUCGAGGGACUCUUCGGACUGGCCCGCUUCUCCACGGCCGUGGACAAGUUCUAUGUGGUGCCUCGACCCACCAGCAGCAAUGCGGACCAGUACAUUGCCGCUCUGUGCCACAUUGUGAAGAAGGAGCGUCCGGCCGUCUAUGUGCCAGUGUGCGCCACCAGUCCCGCCUACUACGAUGCUCUGGCCAAGCCCCACCUGGAGGUGCUCGGCUGCGCCAGCUUUGUGCCCAGCGUACAGGAGACCCAGCAGCUGGACGAUUGCCUGCAGCUCUACCAGCGCUGCGAGGCCCAGCAGAUGCCACUGCCGGCCCAUGUGGUUCUUACGGCUCCGCGGCAGCUGCAGCAGAUCUACGAGAGCGGAUUUGUGGGCAGCUAUCGGAACAUCCUGAUGGCCGCCGGGAUGCAGGGGGUGCUGGAGCGGCACAAGUACAUUCUGCCCAAUCGCAGGGCGGAGCUAAAGUUCAGCCAGCACGAGAUAAGCGAUCGGCAGCCCUGGCUGGUGGUCAGAGAUCAGCCCGGCUAUCAUCACUAUGUGACCUGCACCACCGUCAAGGACUCACGUGUGGUGGCCAACGUGAGCUGCCGGGUGGAGCAUCACACCAAGAAUCUGGUGCCCUGCCGGCGCGACGAUGAGACCCAGAUCGAGAUCUGGCUGCACUCGUUCUUUGCCAAGGUGCGCUUCCAGCGCAGCAUCAAUGGACACAUUAGCUUUCGGCUGGUGAAGUCCCCCACCCAUGGCGGACAGUUUGUGCCGCUGGGCACCAGGCUGGGCGUGGCCCUGCCCUACAUCUGCCACAAUCGUUCGCAUGCCCAGCUCCUGUGCCAGGCCAUGAAGUGCAUCCAUCGGCGGGGCCUGCCCGAGGACGAUCUGACCAACUGGAGCUGGUCGUCGCUGGAGCGUAGCACUUCGACGACGGCGCUGGACAAGCGGGAGGCAUUGUUUGCCUACUGGGAUCCGUUGCCAUAUUGCGCCUACUAUCACUUCCAGCUGCCGCUCGAGUCCGUCAAGCUGUUUUUGCAGCGCCGGAAUCGCGAUCGCGCCACAACCAAAAGUUUAUCGCCCCGCAUCACGGUGCCGGUUCAUUGAACGACGGCCCACCAAUGGGGGAUGGGGGAUGGGGAGCCACUGCAGCCGGAUGCGGU
This is a messenger RNA of Drosophila persimilis, 2015 nucleotides long. RefSeq lists its product as uncharacterized. The record is from RefSeq and is a predicted model, not a curated record. The coding region runs from base 289 to 1959 and encodes 556 amino acids. The transcript has a single exon. Lineage: Eukaryota; Metazoa; Arthropoda; Insecta; Diptera; Drosophilidae.